Molecule: messenger RNA, 255 nt
Organism: Rotaria sp. Silwood1
Lineage: Eukaryota; Metazoa; Rotifera; Eurotatoria; Philodinida; Philodinidae
Source: the annotation of a GenBank genome assembly
AUGGGUUCAAGUAAAUCAAUGUUAAAGCGGUCUAUGAUACGUGGUGAUGAAAUACAAGUUUUACAAGUUUAUCGUUCUCGUUCCGAUAUUCGACGCCAUAUUGAUCCUAAUCUAGUAUUAAAUGAAGAUGGUGAUACAUUUGUACAUUAUGCAAGUCAUUUUGCUAUGAAAACAUUUCUCAGUGUAACUCAAUAUUUUAAUUUUAAUAAUCUUAUUAAUUUUGGUUUACAUAUAAAAUCAUGGUUUGGAAUUUAA